This is a messenger RNA of Sycon ciliatum, 1479 nucleotides long. RefSeq lists its product as uncharacterized. Bases 1 to 1479 code for a protein of 492 amino acids. NCBI's taxonomy places the organism in Eukaryota, Metazoa, Porifera, Calcarea, Leucosolenida, Sycettidae. The transcript is spliced from 2 exons. The record is from RefSeq and is a predicted model, not a curated record. Gene Ontology annotation, molecular function: nucleic acid binding.
AUGACGCGCAUGGGUUUCGGGUUGAGUGUCGCCCCGAAAUUUAUGGAUAUUAUCGUCCGCUGGGUGACGCGAGACUUUCCAUCGGUUGAUAAUUACGUUGACGAUGUGAAAACGCCUGCCAGCGAGGUCGACGCCGUAGCUGCAAGGAUGCUCGAGUAUGGCCUCCCAACAAAGCAGGCCGAGCCGUUUGCCUCAUCCAGAGUCCUCGGCCUGCAGCUGCAGAAGGAUGAGGACCAUCAGGUCCAGUGGUCGCGCCGUGGCGACAUAAACCUGAAGUUACCUCGACCGGCAACGAAACGUGACAUCUUCAGCUGGUUUGCUGGUGAUGGCGACCCGGCACGAGGCAUGUGGUGCGCGGGCCGCGACGAGUCGGCCGGAUGCACGGUGUGGGCCGACGCCUCCGAUGUCGGCAUCGGCGUUGCGUUCGAGAUGGAUGGUGCGAUCCUCGAGGAUUGCUCCUGGCUGCGCCCGUUCGGCGACAAGCGCCACAUCAACAUCGUCGAGCUGGAGGCUGCCAUUCGAGGACUUUCACUCGCAGUCCACUGGCAGGCCAAGCACGUCCGCCUCAUGACGGACUCGAAGACCGCUGAGUUCUGGCUCCGUGAAGUCAUCGGCAACGUCCGCCGCACGAAGACCAAGGGCCUGCACGAGGUCCUUGUCCAGCGUCGUCUGCAGAUCGUGGCAGACCUCAUUGUCACAGCAGGUCUGUCUGUCUCCGUCGAGUGGGUGCCGACGGUCAAGAAUCGGGCCGACGCUCUCACCCGCGUGCCUGUCGAAUGGGUCAAGCGCUGCAAGCUGCUGAAAGGUGACGGCGCCGGUGGUGAUGACGAAUGUGGUGACGGCGACGUGAACAUCGCAGCUGCUGCAGCUAGCGUCUCCGGCCCCGCCCCGACGGAGCGCAUCGUCGAAGCACAGCGCACUGACGACGAGAUCCAGACGCUGACCUCGCAGCUCCAGCAGGAUAUUCCCGUCCUGGAUCGGUUCUCGGCCGUUCGCGCACAGUUGGUGAUUGUCGACGGCGUGCUGGUCAGGAAUGUGAAGCUGCCGCUCGAGGGCACUGUCCAAGUGCCGGUGGUGCCACAGCCGCUAGUCGCUGAUGUCGUCCGCUGCGCCCACGAGGUCUCCGGCCAUGGAUGCUGGGAGACCAUGUACAGGAUGAUCCGCAGCCGCUGCUACUUCCCCGGCAUCGCUGCUGCCUGCUGCGAGUUCAUAGCACAGUGUACGAGAUGCAAGGCUGCUAACCCACGGAAGGGCCCGCCAGUGUCGCCGACUCGCGCCGACAUUCCUGGCCGUCCCUGGAGCGAGGUCAUCAUCGACACCCUGGAGCUCGGCACUGACCGCAGUGGCCGGUAUUCGUGCGUACUAGUUUGUGUCGGCCCGUUCACGAAGUGGGUGGAAGUAUGCCCACUCCGUCGCCACGAUGCUGCCAAUGUAGCCGCUGCCUUCACCAAUCUGUGCAUGCGGUGGGGGUGCCCCUGA